AUGGAUUCCAAACCCAAAACAAUCUCGAAUCCGCGUCGUCUGCUCAUUCUCACGCCUACCACUGCUGCAGGUACUGCUGCAAGUACAGCUACGACUACAGACACAUAUACAGCUGCAGAUAAAGCUCCAGCUGCAAAUGCAGUGCCCACGAUAGACCCCGUUACCACGAUCCCCCCGCUGCUAUCCGCACUGACCGGCGAAUCCAUCAAUGAAGACAAUCUACAACACGAAAUCCCUAUCGAGUCUGUAGAAACCGAUACCAACAACAAUAACAACAACAAAAACGAAAGAAAAACAAAAACAUCCUUUGCAGGAUACACAACACAUGCCCCGCUACGCAUUGAAACGCGGUACUACACUGCCGAUGUACCCAUCUGGGUCGAUGAGAUUGUCUCGCCGCCGUCCGUAGAAACCACAGAAACCACAGAAAAAGAAGAAGAAGAAGAAGAAGAAGAAAAAGGACAGUGGAAAACCGAAUUCCUCUCCGACGAAGCCCAGGUCGUGCGUGACGCAAUCGGGGCAUUGCUCGUCUGCGCACGCAACCCUGUUGCGCCGAGCAAAGCGAUUCCGGCAGAAGCAUAUAAUAACCAUUCGCCAGAAACCGAGAAGAAUGAAAACAACAAACACGCGCAAAUAAUCAAAAACACAGUCCGCAUUAUCAACGAGGUCAAACAAAAAACAGAGGAAGAGAGGGAUGGCGGAAUGGGCGAGGUUCCCGGGUUAUUAGUGUUGCUCAAUGACAACAGCAACACAACUGGCAAACCAGCAAGAGAGACACAAGAUGACAAUGGUUACCAGCCAGAGCAGGUGGAGCUCUUUAGUGCUGCAUGGUGGGAGGACACACUCUAUGAAAUGGACAUUAUCGGCUUCGAAGUCAUCUUGUGGGAUCCAGCAAGCCCCGAAACAAAUCCGACGGCGAGAAACGAGUUUGGCGAGUUGCAAGGCUUGCCGCGCAUCAAAGAAGUUUUGUCAGCGCUGGAAUGGGGGUCUCCUUCUGCAGACGAAGACGACGAUAAUGAUGCUGACACGGAAAAAUUCCUCGCUGAUAUGGGCGACGACGGGCUUGGAGUGGAAGUUGGGCAAUUGGAGCGAGAGAUGAUGGGAUUACGAUUUGCUAUCAACAAUAACGGCAAUGACAACGAUUAUGAUGACGAUGACAAUAAUGAUAAUGACGGCGGUGAUUCAGAGCUGCAAGUCGACGAUCUCGAAGCCUUGAUGAUGAGAAUGAGGUCGAUCAAAGACAUGUCGGCAGAUCUGCCCGAAGCCCAACGCAAAGCAUUUGCAGCAAAAGCCGUCAGAGAUAUCAUGCGGGAAUUAUAA
Talaromyces rugulosus is the source of this 1320-nucleotide messenger RNA. RefSeq lists its product as uncharacterized. Gene Ontology annotation, molecular function: protein-macromolecule adaptor activity. The transcript is spliced from 2 exons. The record is from RefSeq and is a predicted model, not a curated record. NCBI's taxonomy places the organism in Eukaryota, Fungi, Ascomycota, Eurotiomycetes, Eurotiales, Trichocomaceae. Gene Ontology annotation, biological process: vesicle-mediated transport. The coding region runs from base 1 to 1320 and encodes 439 amino acids.